AUGAGUAAAAUGGAUAGAGGUAAUCAGUCCCUGGUAUCAGAAUUUGUGCUUUUGGGACUUGCCCACUCACAGAAUAUUCAGGCCUUACUCUUCAUGAUGUUUUUGAUGCUUUAUCUGCUCAUUGUAUCGGGAAAUAUUGUCAUCAUGGUCUUAAUAACCUUUGACCCCCAUCUUCAUUCCCCUAUGUACUUCUUGUUGGCCAACCUGUCUUUUGUUGAUAUGUGGCUUUCCUCAGUAACUACUCCUAAGAUGAUCACAGACUUUUUCAGAGAAAACAAGACCAUUUCCUUUUCAGGCUGCAUGUGUCAGGUCUUCUUUGCCCAUUGCAUCGCUGCAGGAGAGAUGGUGCUGUUGGUGGUGAUGGCUUAUGAUCGCUAUGUGGCCAUCUGCAAACCACUCCAUUACUUCACCAUCAUGAACCUGAAGAGAUGCACUGGGUUGGUGCUGACUUCCUGGACAAUUGGCAUUGUGCAUGCCUUGAGUCACCUGGUAGUGAUUGUAGAGCUGCCCUUUUGUAGUCCCAAGGAAAUCGAUAGUUUCUUCUGUGACAUGCCACUGGUAAUCAAGCUAGCAUGUAUGGAUUCUCAUAAUUUGGAUAUUUUAAUGUAUGCUGACUGUGGGGUUGUAGGUGUAACCUGUUUUAUUCUGUUGCUCAUAUCUUAUACAUAUAUCCUUAUCACUGUUCACCAAAGCUCUAAAGCUGGGGCAUCUAAGGCACUGUCGACAUGCACUGCCCACAUUACUGUGGUGAUGAUCUUUUUUGUACCCUGCAUCUUUAUCUAUGUGUGGCCCCUCAAUAUCACCUGGUUGGACAAAUUUCUUGCUGUAUUUUACUCUGUUUUUACACCUCUCCUAAAUCCAGCCAUUUAUACACUGAGAAAUAAAGAGAUGAAAAAUGCUAUGAAAAGGUUCAUAAACACCUACAGGGAUUUCCAAGGAAAGUUCUAA
Molecule: messenger RNA, 948 nt
Organism: Rattus rattus (black rat)
Lineage: Eukaryota; Metazoa; Chordata; Mammalia; Rodentia; Muridae
Product: olfactory receptor 4K13-like
Exons: 1
Coding region: 1-948 (315 amino acids)
Biological process (GO): G protein-coupled receptor signaling pathway
Cellular component (GO): membrane
Molecular function (GO): G protein-coupled receptor activity; olfactory receptor activity
Source: RefSeq, a predicted model, not a curated record